Penicillium daleae is the source of this 738-nucleotide messenger RNA. RefSeq lists its product as uncharacterized. The record is from RefSeq and is a predicted model, not a curated record. The coding region runs from base 1 to 738 and encodes 245 amino acids. Lineage: Eukaryota; Fungi; Ascomycota; Eurotiomycetes; Eurotiales; Aspergillaceae. The transcript is spliced from 2 exons.
AUGUCCUAUGACCACUCGGUCGCAGACAUCCGAAGCCUUGGUACGCAGCCAGCCACCAUCAGCCCGAAUCUUCUGCAAAAUCUUCCAGUGGGCCUUGGAGUGCUCCUGCGCAGCCUUGACAGCCAGGCGUGCCUCAUCCUCACGAAGUUGAGCAUCGUGCAGUUGCUUGAUCUGGGCACGAAUCCGAUCCUCCAGACCCUCCUUGGUACGCUGGAGACUGCAGACAAGACCCUGCUGCGCAGCAAGCUGGCUACGCGCAUUGUCCAAAUCUUCGGUGGCCUUGUGCAAUUUGCACAACGCGUCCGAAAGCCUCUUGUUGAGAUCCUUGUUCGUGACACCGAGCCCUGCAAUUUCAGCCUGGGCCUUGGCGAGUUCUUGGGUCAUCUUCUUGACUUCGGUCUCCUUGGUGACGACUUGCUCCUUGGUCACGGCCAGUUCCUUCUCGAGCGUCUUAAUGAGAGCUUCGCGCUUGCGGUCAUUUUCGGCAUCUUCCUUCAUCCAGCGCUCCAUCUCCGCCUUGUACUUCUUGAACUCCUCCUUUGUCAUGUCUUGCUCGAGCUGGGCCAAGAGCUUCUUGUACUUGUCAUCCAACUGGAUGUAGCGAUGCUCACUGCCAUCAAGAUCACGUUUGAGUUGCAUGUUGAUGGCUUCCUUCUCAGCAAUGGUCACUUCGAGACUGUGGAUUUCUCCCCUGGAGAUAUCGAGCUGCAUCUCAAGAGAAUGAUUUGCGGCCAUUAG